Molecule: messenger RNA, 1025 nt
Organism: Rhineura floridana
Lineage: Eukaryota; Metazoa; Chordata; Lepidosauria; Squamata; Rhineuridae
Gene: SEM1
Product: SEM1 26S proteasome subunit
Exons: 3
Coding region: 86-301 (71 amino acids)
Biological process (GO): mRNA export from nucleus; proteasome assembly; double-strand break repair via homologous recombination
Cellular component (GO): proteasome regulatory particle, lid subcomplex; proteasome complex
Source: RefSeq, a predicted model, not a curated record
GUCACUAUCCCGGCAUUCCCAGCGGGGAGCAGUAGAGCGGGAGCCAUUGGAGGGCUCUAGAGCGGCGGGAGCGAGCCGAGGGGCAAUGAUGUCGGAGAAAAAACAGCCUGUCGAUUUGGGGCUUCUAGAGGAGGACGACGAGUUCGAGGAAUUCCCAGCCGAAGAUUGGGCAGGUUUAGACGAAGAUGAAGAUGCACAUGUAUGGGAGGACAACUGGGAUGAUGACAAUGUGGAAGAUGAUUUCUCCAAUCAGUUAAGAGCUGAAUUAGAAAAACAUGGCUACAAGAUGGAAACUUCAUAGCUUCUACUGAUGCUGCGGUCUGGGAUUGGACUGUAAAUUGAACAGAGAAGUGUUAUGGAAUGCAAGCUGGAAGCAAAGAUAUUAGAUUGUCCAUUAUUACUCUAAAAUUUGUUUUUGUUUUGUAUAAAUUAAAAAAUUGAAUCUUAAGAGUUUUGUAUUGUUCCAGUACUGUUCAGCUUCACCUCUUGAAUUACUGGUAUGUUCAAAAACAAUAUUGUUGGCUGUUCUAAGAAUGGAUUCAUUAUAACGUUGACUUCCUUAAUAUAACUAACUGAAGCAGAGUGGAUUGAACAAUCAUUAAGUUUAUAUCACUGUAUAUCAAAACUAGGAAAAACUUUGCCAUGAUUAUUAUUUACUACUUCUACCUUGGGAGGAAGAUUGGGAUAAAUAAAAUCCUAUACUGAAAUACAACAUCUAUUGUUUUGCUUGAGCAAGUAAAAUAUACAAGUUUUAUACCUCUGAAGAAAGUCACAUGCGAAAGGUAACCUGCAGAUGGAUGAUUGGAAGCAGAAACUUGCUGUUGCAAUAUGUUGCUUUACCAUAGCUGUAGAUGUGCUACUGAAGAUAAGCUUACCUUCCAUGUCCAGAAAUUUGCCUGUUCUAGAAUUGUAACUAUUAUGACAGUUGAAUCUACAUUGUCACAUUGCAGCAGUGAAAGAAAAGUAUUCCUUGUACCUGGUUAACCUUGGAAGUAAAGUGUAAUAAAACACACAGUUAAUGUUGA